Messenger RNA from Thecamonas trahens ATCC 50062, 1095 nucleotides. RefSeq lists its product as uncharacterized. Bases 46 to 1095 code for a protein of 349 amino acids. NCBI's taxonomy places the organism in Eukaryota, Apusomonadida, Apusomonadidae. The record is from RefSeq and is a predicted model, not a curated record. The transcript has 2 exons.
CGCCUACACACACGCAUUUAUACCUCACACACGCGCGCCAGUCUCAUGAGUAGCGACGGUUCCGCACAGCCGCUGUUGGACCUCGCUGGGUUUCCGAGCCCACACGGUGCUGGAGCAGAGCGAGGCGAUGCGCCACUGCCGCUUAACCCGCCGACGCCUGGGAAGAAGGCGAAGAAGGGCAAGGGCAAGGGCGGAAAGGGCACGGGCAAGGGCGGAAAGGGGAAGGCUGGAAAGAGCAAGGUUGAUGCUGAGACUCGGCUCGGCUCGGCUGCACCAUCGCCCGGCGCGAACACCGACGACGCCGAUGAUGAUGUUGAUGACGGCGGCAAAGGUGGCGGUGGCGGCGGAAAGAAGAAGAAGAAGAUCAAGAAGCUGAAGCGGCAGGUUGAGAUGCUCGAGGCGUCGGCGCUGGCGCUGGUGCUUGAGCUGGACAAGUCGGCGCAGCUGGAGGCGCUCGAGGAGGGCGUUAGGGUCAAGAUGGAGGCGCUGCGGUUUGCUGUGACCGGUGACUCGAACCCGGUGGCUGGCCAUGAGCUGCUCGGCGACGUUGCCAAUGCGUCGGGUGGUGUCGGGACUGGCGCGUCGAUCAACGGCGACGACGGCGGAAGCCUGCUGGAAGGUAUGGCUCCCGAGUUGGAUGCGCUCGCGCAGCUGGAGGCAGCCAAGCAAGCAGCCAAGGACCAGAAGAAGCGUGAGAAGAUGAUACAGAAAGAGGAGCUCAAGGUGCUGGCCCGGAUGAAGGAGCCGCGUACGCUGCUGGCCAACGAGCGGACGUUUCUGUCAUGGGCGGCGUCGUCGCUGCGCCUCGGCGCCAUCGGCACCGCACUCAUUACCUUCUUUGGCCACACCGCUUUCGCCAUGUUCCUCGGCUGUGCGCUGUGGACCAUUGCAGUUGUCUACCUCGCGUACUCGAUCCGCCGUUACCGGCAGCGCGCGCAGGCGCUGCUCACCGCCUCGGACGGGCCUUUCCUGGACGUAGCGGGGCCUGUCUCGUUUGUGGGCAUCAUCAUUGUUGCCAUUGUGCUCUACAUCUCGUUCUUUGUCAUUGCGGGGCCGCAGCCCAAGGUUCACUUUCAGUCUGCCAAGAGCAGUUGA